Messenger RNA from Leishmania braziliensis MHOM/BR/75/M2904, 5601 nucleotides. RefSeq lists its product as hypothetical. Gene Ontology annotation, biological process: RNA processing. Bases 1 to 5601 code for a protein of 1866 amino acids. The record is from RefSeq and is a predicted model, not a curated record. The transcript has a single exon. Gene Ontology annotation, molecular function: RNA binding. Lineage: Eukaryota; Euglenozoa; Kinetoplastea; Trypanosomatida; Trypanosomatidae. Gene Ontology annotation, cellular component: intracellular anatomical structure.
AUGAGUGUAGCCUCUUCGCCCUCACCCGCUCUCGGUGUGGGCGCCAAGGGUCCGCUACACUUCCAGCACGCCUCGACGGCGUACGCAGCGCUCAUGGCCAGCGAUGAAGCGUCGGCCCCGACGAGCGCACUGUCGAUGCGGCACCUGGCGCCGCUACAGCCAUUCGUGUUUGCCACCGUCAAGACGCUGCCAAUGACUCAGCUGCUGAAGAUGAGGCGACAGUGGCUGCCGCACCGCCAGCGCUUUGCCGUGCACCAGAAGCGCAUGGGCCUUCUUGACGCCGUGUUGAACCACGCCCUCGUCGCUCUCGUUGGCCCGGCUGGAAGCGGUCGCACGCUGCAGGUGCCUAUCGUGCUCUCCGAGACGGAAGUGUUCAAGCGGCGGCGGCUCAUUGUUGUGAGUGCCAAUGCGGCGGCGGCGCGGCUCACGACGCUGCGUCUGCGUGAGGAGCGCGGCGAGGACGUGCAGAACUCCCGCACGGUCGCCGCAGCCGUGCCGAACCAUAACGAAACCACUGAGAGCACCAGCGUCGUAGUCACCACCGCUGAGGUGAUGCUGCGGCAGCUGCUGUGUGACCCGUGCCUUGAGGGCGUGGGAUGUGUCGUCUUCGACGACGCUCAUCUGCGCAACGAGUCAACAGAGCUGUGUCUCUCACUGCUGCGCGAUCUGUUAGCGGUGCAGCAGCAGUGGGAGCACCAGCGCGGUGCGGCGGCCGGCUCGGCAUCGAAUGGAGCGGCGGCCGGCCCCGAUGCAGACACGGCGCAGGGCCUCGAUGCGGCACGGAGGCGCAAGCUGCACGUCGUCUUGAAUUGCCCUGAUGAGGCGUGUGCGACGACUCUUCUGUCCUUCCUCGCGCCGUCGCGGUGCACGGCGACCACCUUCGUGUUGCAGGCGGCCCCGUCGCUUGUGACGGCCACCACCACCUUGUACUUGGAGGAGGCGGUGCAGUGGCUGCUCAAGAGCGAGAAGGAGGGAAGCUGCCUGAUCAGCGAUAGCGCUACAAUGGAGGCGGCGCUGGUGUCGUAUGCUGAAAAUGUGGAUGCGGUGGCGCGCAUCAUGGCCGCCGGUGACGCGGACUUUGCCCAUCCAGCUGCCUUCCGGCGCUACUGGCUGCCGCUGAUUCAGCAAUGCGUGGAUGAGUUUGACAAGGCGGACCGCCACACGGCCGGUGCGACCGCUGCGCAGGGCCUGUCGCCGCUCUCAGCGAUCCUCAUUGUGGCGCCCAACAACCACUACGUCCGCGUCAUCGCCAAUGCUCUGCGGGAGGUGCAGCAAACAUUAGCAGAGGGCGAUGCAGCGGCGUCACGGGUGUGCACCACCCUCGCUGACGACUCGCCCUUGUCGGCGUUUAUGACCGUCGCGCAGCGCACUGCCGUGAGGGACGCGCACCAGCGCUGGGUUAUUGUCGCGACGGUUGAACUCAGCCAGUCAGUGCUGCCAUCCAGCUUGGAUGUUGGUCUGGUCGUGGACUGUGCACGCAACGGCUACACGGCAGUGGACACGACCACCAUGGCAGACACCGUGGUGAUCGAGUACAGCACCAUCACACAGCUGCGCCAUCGACGGAAGUUGGCCAAGAUGACAGCAGUGGCGUCCUCGGCUGCUGGAGGCGACGGUAGCACUGCCGCCUCGCCAGUGGUGAUUCAGUUGAUCCCCAAGUCAGUCCUGCAUGGAGCGCACCACCGCCGUCUCAGUGCUGACCCCACGCAGCAUAUUAUUUUCCGUCUCCCCUUUAGUCGCUACGUGCACGUGUAUCAGGUGUUGCAGGCGCGUGAGGAGGCGGCUGUGUCGCAGCGAGCGCUCUUCUCACUCUCUGCUACUGGAGUUGGUAACAUGAGCGGUGUUGGUAGUGGGCCCUCGAUAGCCAGCAAAGUUUCCGCUCUUCUUGCAUCGCAGCUCAUUGGCGUGCCCUCUGCGACGGCAACGCGGUACGACGCGGUGAGGCGCAUCAUGACCUCAGUGGAGUUGUACCUGCGCGCCGCAGGGCACCUUGCCGUCGACCACACCGCCGGCUCUCCCGUGAUGGGUCAGCUUGUGCUGCAGCCAAUUGCUGUGCUUUGCCUGUGCCUGCCUGUACCUCUGCAAGUGGGACGACUCCUUAUCGCUGGCAGCCUGCUGCGCCCCUCUCUGGCGGCCGUCACGGCGGUGGGUGCGCUGUGGUGCUGCAGCGAUCUGCUGUCCUUGCAGGGCGCUGGUGCCGUGCGUGCGGCGGACGUGUCGGAUGCGGCACGCGAAGCUGUCGAGGAACAGGCGGCGCUCUUGACAGAGGCGCGGCUGUUCUUUUCACGUGACUCGCUGAGCGAUGUCGUCAGCGCCUUCAAUGUGUACCAGAUGUGGUGCUCCGCCAAGGGUAAGCCAGAGGUGGAGCGCGACUUCUUGGAGGAGUGCGGCGUCGCAGGCGAGGUCCUGCAGGCAGUCUUCGACACCCAGGUGCAGCUCUGCAUACUGAUGCGAACCUAUGGACUGUUGUUGCACCCUGGAGACGAGGGUGAGAGCAGUCGCGCCGGCGCUGUAGAGUCAGAGGCAGAGAGGACCCUGCGGGUGUGCGUGGAAUCCAUACAGCAGAGCACGUCCGACAGCGCGGCGCAGGUGUCGAGCGCGCUCGCUAAUGCGAUGGCGGCCCUGCCUGUGGAGGUGGCGACGAAUCGCUCCCUCCACGCGUGCGUGACGGCCGCACUGUACCCGAGCUGCGUGGUGCCGACGGGCGAGCACGGGGUCGGCCUUGUGUACGAUGGCGUUUCCACCUCUAGCAUCGGCGGUGCCGCUGGUGUCGCUGAGUCAUCGGGUAGCGGGCCUCAGGCUGCUGGUACCGGUCGCCGAGUGGCCACUUUCAGCACCAACUGUGUUCUCGCCGAUGCGACGCAGUGUGCCAAUGCAGCUGGCAGGCCGUUUCUCUUUCUCGCCAAGUCGAUCGCCGACGCGGCGACGCGUGAGGCAGCUGGGAUCGGCACCUCAUCCACCGUUGCCGCCACCGUUGUGGAGCAGGUCGACCCCUUGCACGAAGCAGCAGCCGUGGUCUUCUGCGGCAACAUCUACGAGCGCCCCCGCAAAGCACCGACACGUUGCCGUGGAUGGUCGUCGGUGCUGACGAACCGGUGGCGCGAGACUCGACGCGCUCGAGCGUUGCCACCGGUUUCGCAGCUGCCCCUGACGUGCAUUUCGGUGCAGUCGUAUGACACAGUGCACUGCAACCACGUUAUCUGCUCCAUGGAUCAGUGCCUCUCCUUCACGUUGCGGGCGACGACAGCAAAGUGGCUGCAGCUGCUGCGCACCCACGUCGGCGUGCAUCUCGCUGCGCUGACCCGUGGAGUUUCCACGCCGAAGGAUGCCGGGUCACCGACGAAGGCGUCGUCCGCGCUGGCGACUGAGGUGGCGCAAGCGUGGGGAUGGUGGGAGCGUCGUCAUCAGCAGGGCCGUGAUUGGCUACGUGAAGAGCGGGUGGUUGCGGCCCAUCAGCAGCAGCAAAAAGACGACGCAACGGCGGUCGGCCAUGACGAACAACCGCAGCGGGCAAUGGCGGCGGCGGCCAAGGUUGCGGCGCUGCGGCAGCGUCUCUUCGCCUACUACGAGUGGCAGAUUCGACCCGGCGCCCCGGCCGCCGUCGUCGUCCCAUCCAAUGCAGAGCGGCAAGCGUUUGCCAAGAGCGCUGCAGCAGCGGCGGCGGCGGCGAAGGGGAACAACGAGAUCGACAAUGGUGACGCUGGCAACGCUGCGGGAGACGACGACGACAUCGCCGCGGAGGGCGCUGAUGGGGUGCAGGCCGCGUACUCGGGCAAGGUGCCGCCGGCUGACAUCGACCACAUCUUCCGUCUGUGCGUCAAGAGUGUAGCCACCAAGGGCACACGCGAGGCCGAGGCACAGCUGCUGCGCGACAACCCGGACAUGUUCGCCUUCCUGAACCCUGAAGACGAGUUCCACGAGUACUACCUGUACUUGCUGCGGCAAGCGGCGCCGAACAUGGAGGUGCUCGGUGACAAUUUGGAAGAACUCAUUACCUUCCUUGAGUGCCUCGAGGCGGAGCUGCGCGAGGAGCUGGGAUUGCCGGACCCGAACGCGGCGACCCAGCAGAACGCCGAGGGAAUCCUAAGCGGGCAAGACAACGGCGAAGGCACCGCAUACGGCACAGGUGCAGCCGACAUGUGGGGAAGCGGCGGCAGUGGCGAUGCGAAUGGGCAGUGGAACUCCAGCCCAUUUGGCGGAGGCUACGCAGUGCAUGACGUUCUUGUCGGAGAGGGUGACGUGGACGGCUACGGUGACGGUGACAACGAUGGAUUGCAGCUCGAGUCUGCCGCGAUCAACCUCAAGAAGAGCGCUGGUCCAACGCUGGCGGAGAAGAUCGAGGAGGCGAAGCGAGCGCAAGCCAACGCAGCACCUACGGCGGUCAAGUCGGCUGAUGUGGUACCUCCCAUAAUGAUCGCUUCCCCGGCAGCGCCAGUGCAGAUGACCGUCCCCGCGGUGCUGUCCUCAGCGAGCAGCAAUACACCCUUCGUGUCCACCAACGCAGGUGAGACUCUCGCCGACAAACUUCGGGCAAUGCAGAUGGCCGCCAUGGGCGGAUCCCCCAACUGUGUCAACGACCUCGGGCAACUGCAGUUUUCGGCGCAGUCGAACUCUGAUCCGACGAGCGUACAACAAGAGUCUGCGGCGCCGUGUGGCGUGCUACCACCGCCACCUACGGCAGCAGACUUGCUCGCUGUCAUCAACGGUGGUGACACCUCGGAUACGGCGCCACCACAGUCGUCCCUCGGCAUCAGUUUCCAACAAGCUCCUCCAACAGCCGAGGAGCUAAUGGCCUUGCUGGGACCAGCGCUUCCCGCUGCGGCAGCCACCGACCCCUUCCCAGCCGGCAGCAGUCUCGGUAGCAUUCUUGGCAGUGCGUCAACCCCAUCUGCGACGAUGGCGGCGAUGAUGAUGGGAAUCCCGACGACGCCUCUGCAUCGGCCUCCGCCGGCCAUCCCUGCCAAGGCAAUCGAGGAGCGUCCGCCAUCCGUACUGGUGUACCCGGUACCGGACACCCGCAAGCAUGGUAACGUGCGCCUGCUCCUGGCCAAGAGCCUCAGCGAAUCGCUCAACAUGCGCGUUGGCCCGACCACUGUCGUCGGUCACGUGGCACGCAUUGAUGUCCCCAACCGCAACGUGGAGGCGCGGGCCCUGGCUUUGAAGAAAUUCGUCUGUGGUGACACCAAAAUCACGGUGCACCUCUUCAAGAACGACCGCAUCAUCGACGACCCAGAGCUCCAGGAGCGCGAGCGUCGCAAGCGACGCGAAGAGAUGCGGCAGCAAGAAGCAGAGCGGCACGUGAGGCAGCGCCGUCGAACCGCGGCCCCCGCCAGUGGCGACGCAUCAGGCCGUGCCAACGCUUCUCGGCGCGCAGGUGGCGCUGACGCUGCUCUCAUUGGAAGCGCAGCAUUCGACCCCACGUGCCCAGACGCUUUGAACGAGCCGAGCGUUUACAACGCUGCCGCUCCUGUGCCAACAAUGGUUCUCCGCGCGGCUAAGGCAGCGCAAAUGAAGAUCGGUGUCCUCUCAUCGUCGGAGGAUGACGAUGGCGAUGAUGUGAGCAGCAGCGCCAACUCGUCGUCCUCUUCCUCUUCAGAGUAG